Haliotis rubra (blacklip abalone) is the source of this 4716-nucleotide messenger RNA. Its product is annotated as DNA helicase MCM9-like. The record is from RefSeq and is a predicted model, not a curated record. Gene Ontology annotation, biological process: double-strand break repair via homologous recombination. Gene Ontology annotation, cellular component: nucleus; MCM complex. Lineage: Eukaryota; Metazoa; Mollusca; Gastropoda; Lepetellida; Haliotidae. Gene Ontology annotation, molecular function: ATP binding; single-stranded DNA binding; single-stranded DNA helicase activity.
AUUCAGAUUAUGAACAUGUUGACAUGUUGAUGUGAGUGGUAACGGCCCCCAGAUCUAAUCAAUUAGGUCAUGACAGUGGUAUUCAGUUUAUCUACACCAUGUCUCAGUUGGAACUAAGCACCGAUGAGACAUCGAAAUUGAAAGAUAUCUUGCAGUCAUAUUCCUUGGCGUUCCAUCAACGUGAACUGCAAGAAAUUCUGUUUGAAGAUGAAGAUGAAGACCAUUUCUCAGUAUCGGUGGAUGCUCUUUCCCUCUUUGAGAGCAACACAACAGUCUGUGAGGUACUCCUGGCAUCCCCAUUGAAACUGUUGUCACUGUUUGAUGAGACUCUGGUGAUUGUACAGGAGACUGUAAAAUCUGAGCAUGAAGCUCAACACAGAAUGACGGUAAAACAGAACAUUCAUGCUCGAGUGAUGGGCCUCCCCGUUUGUCCUGAGCUGACCCGCACCACGCUUCCCAGGACAUCGGACGUUGGCAGCUUCCUCUCUGUGACAGGGACUGUGAUCAGGGCAACAGUUGUUCGAAUUUUAGAAUAUGAGAAAGAAUUUAUCUGUACCAAGUGUAGGACAGUCUUCAGCGUCAAGGCCGACUUCGAGCAGUUCUAUUCAAUGGUCAAACCAUCAAAGUGCACUAACGAGGCGUGUAACUCUAUGAACUUCACCACACUCAGCGAUCAAGGUGCCCCUCCUGUCAAGUGCCGGAACUACCAGGAGAUCAAGAUUCAGGAGCAGGCGCAGCGCCUGGCGGUGGGGACGAUCCCCCGGUCCAUGUGGGUGGUGCUGGAGGACGACCUGGUGGACAGCUGCAAGGCUGGAGACGACAUCACCGUCUGUGGGACAGUGAUGCGACGUUGGAGGAACCUGUCAGCUGACAGCAAGUGUGACAUCGAGAUCGUCUUGAAGGCCAAUCACGUCCUUGUCACUAACGAACAGAGAAACUCUGUUCUCAUCACGCAGGAGAUGAAAUCGGAGAUUGUGGCAUUUUGGGACGAGCACAAAAUGGAACCAUUCACUGCCAGAAAUAAAAUUCUGGCCAGUUUCUGUCCUCAGGUGUAUGGGCUCUAUGUUGUCAAGCUAGCUGUUGCCAUGGUGAUGGCAGGUGGUGUUCAGAGAGUUGAUGACAGUGGAUCCAAGGUGCGAGGAGAAAUACACCUGCUGCUGGUUGGGGAUCCUGGUACAGGGAAGUCUCAGUUUCUCAAGUACGACACCAAGAUCACCCCGCGAUCGGUUCUCACUACCGGUAUAGGCAGCACCAGCGCUGGACUGACGGUCACGGCAGUCAAGGACUCGGGGGAGUGGCAGCUGGAGGCGGGGGCCCUGGUUCUAUCUGAUGGAGGGUUGUGUUGUAUUGACGAGUUCAACAGUAUCCGGGAACAUGACAAGGCCAGUAUUCACGAGGCGAUGGAACAGCAGACUAUCAGUGUAGCCAAGGCCGGGAUGGUGUGUAAGCUGAGUACAAGAACGACAAUCCUGGCUGCUACAAACCCUAAAGGUCACUAUGACCCAGACCAGUCUAUCUGUGUGAACGUGGCACUGGCUAGCCCUCUGUUGAGCCGUUUUGACCUUGUACUGGUCCUUCUGGACUCGCAGAACGAGGACUGGGACAGAGUUGUCUCCUCUUACAUCCUGGAACACAAGGACCCUUUGGGUGACCUUGACCUUAAGUCCCUGUGGAGUAUGGAGAAAAUGCAGGCAUACUUUGCCCUCAUCAAGACCAUCACACCACAGCUGACUGACGGAGCAGUGAGGGUGCUGGGGUCCUACUACCGAGCCCAGCGAAGUGCUGAUGACCGGAACGCUGCCAGAACUACCAUGAGGUUGUUACAGAGCAUGAUCCGCCUAGCUCAAGCUCAUGCGCGUCUGAUGUUCCGAGAUGAGGUGUUGGUUCAGGAUGCUGUAGUUGCCGUCACAGUGAUGGAGUCUUCUAUGCAGGGGGCAGCACUGCUGGGUGGUGUGAACGCCCUACAUACAGCCUUCCCAGAGGAUGCAGAAGAUGAAUACAGGCUUCAAGCCGAGCUGAUCCUGGAGCACCUAGGCCUGCAUGAUCUCCUGGAGGAGGAGCGGACCCAGCUGGCUGAGUAUCAGCAGGCCAAGCAACACAGACAUGGGGGCCAACCACCAGCUGGAGCACCUGGCACUGACCCUGGCAGCUCGGGGGUCGAGUCAGAAGUGAGGAAUAGUGAAGGGGAACAAAUCAGGGGGCAACAAGGGGGGAUUAUCCACUUAUCAGAUGUAGGGGAGAUGUCAGAUGUCCAAGAGGUGACAACAAACAGAAAUACAAUGGCACAAGAUGAAGGGCAGAGGGUCCCUAAUCAUUCAGUUAAAUCUGGAACGGAUAAUGAUGAACUUGGGCCGGUCCCAGGAACAAAAUCUAAAACAAUGCAACAGUCUUUGACUGACAAGUCUAAUCGAGGCAGGGACAAUAACAAUGGAUUACAGGACUGGACAUGUUCAACAGAACAGAUAAACUUGACGGACGGAAGUAGAAAUAGUACCAGGGAACAAACUGUUAGGAUAACUGACAGCUCAUCCUCUGUACCUUCAUCACCUUCUGUUCCUGAAACACUGGUUACUGAUAGACAUAUCUCUCCCAGUAAUGAUGUAGAUUCAGCAUCAACUGUUCUGCCUGAAACAUCUGUCGUAGAUAAGCCAACCCCAGCAUCAGCUGUUCUGCCUGAAACAUCUGUCGUUGAUAAGCCAACCCCAGCAUCAGCUGUUCUGCCUGAAACAUCUGUCGUUGAUAAGCCAACCCCAGCAGUAACUGGGCCUAAUGGUUCUGGCGAAGGAAAUCUGGGAAGGAUUUGUGAGAACAGCUUAAACCAGUCAAAUUUGUUCAAUUCCUCCUCCUUAUCAGACCUGUUGAAUUCUAGCAGUGAAGAUGCUGAGGAUAUCUUUUUAAAGCCAUCCAAAAAAUUUAUCAAACCAACUAAUCAUGGCAUGAAAGAGAAAAUUAAAUCUGCAGAAUUGGAUUCUCAACAUUCCAUGGUCAGCCAGAUGAUCAAAAAUAGAUUGGACAAAUUUAACAGAAAGCCAAAUAUUCCAAGGAUGGCUUCAACUCCAAACAAGGCAGAUAUAUUAGAGAACAUUGAAAAAGAUCAUGGCAGACUUGUGUAUACUAAAGAUCAAAGGAAACCCACUGCCAAGAAAUCAAUGGCUGCCAAGGUUAAACAGAGAAUGAAUCAAGGUCAAACUAGUGGAGCAGACGACAACAUGGACGAUGAUGACUUUGUACAGACAUCCAAUACAAAGCGGAAUUUAGAUUCAGGGAAAACAUCUAAUGAAGUCUCAAUGACUGAUGGAAUUCUUGAUCAUGAAGAAAGAGAGUCUUUAGAGCCUUCAAAGAAAUUAAACAAAUCAAGAUCAAGGAAGAAAAUGAAAUGUCCUGAUGGUUCGAGUUUAUCAGAUUCAAGUGGCAGAACUGGAGCUGGUAUGAAUCCUUCUUCAGUGAGUUCAGGAUGUAGAGAAUCCAAAUCUUCCAGUUCUUCACUGGAUACAGAUUUAAGCUUCAUUGAUGACAUUUUGGAUGACCCUCUUCCAAACUUUGCAAAGAAGAAGAAACGAGCAUGUUUUGAUUUAUCUGACUCAAGCAAAGAGACGAUGAUUCCCACAAGAAACAUAACCACUGCAUCAGAGAAGCCAAUAUGUACGAAAUCUCCAGGAACUGUUGCACAAUCAACCCUGAAUAAACUCAACAAAUUCUCAUUCCAUAAAUUGGAUUCUGUGAGUCAUAAUGUUUCGAACUCAAGUUCGGAGUAUGAUGUUGUCUCUGAAAGUAUUCUUUCUGGGCAUUUAUGGAUUUCAGGGCAACAGAACAAAGAGAAUAUGCAGAAAUGUUCUGAAAGUGAAACAGAUAAAAUUAACCAAGAUCAGAUGAUAUCAAAUCAUGAGUUCAAAUCAAAUAAAGACUCUUCAUUCAGAGUGCCAGCUGCUCUAUCCUUGUCCCAACUUAGCAGCUCUCAGACUUCAGUACCAGAUAAAUCAGUUGAGAGAAAUACAGACUCAAAUAUCCGGCUACCAUCCAUUGGGUGUUCUCCAUCAGAUGACGUGGGCAAGGGAGCUAACUCUGCGGUAUCCCAGACACACAAGAGUAGCCCAGCCUGGUUGCUGAAACUCAAGGCCAAACCACCACCUGUGUUUACCGUGACAGAAAAGGAGGACGAACUGGAUGAUCUUGAUUUAGAGCUAGACUUUACUCUUCCUUCUAAACGAUUUAAGAAAUGACUCUUAUAUAUCACAGGUUUCAAAAACGUAUCUUCUAUGUGUUUUGGAGCAUGCAGAACUAUAUAUUUUGUUUUCAGUGUGAGUGAGUGAGUGAAUCAGUAAGCUUUUAUGCCACUUUCAGCAAUAAUGCAGCUUCAUAUGGUGAAUUGAACUGUGCCCAUUGGAGUGAAUGUUGUAACCAUUAUGAUAGCCCUGCACAAACUCUACGUUUUGGAUUGUUGAACGGGUAUUUUGACAGAUAUAUUUUUUUUUAUGAAAUAUUUUUUUUAAAAUUAAGAGGGCAAGAUACACACUGUACUGUGCCAGAGACGAUUAAUAUACUUCCCAUCAAAAGUUUAGACUCACUUAAAACACUCACUAUAUGCUAUGUAUAGACAUGUGGUUACAUUUCUCCACUAACUUGGGGGAACCAACUGCAAACCUUAUGCAGAUGAAUUGCAAGAGGAUCAUGCAUCAACUUGCUGAAAAGUAUGUGCAAAUAACGUGCAUGUGAACA